CUGUCUCUCCACCGCCCUCUCGUGGUCACAUCUUGUUAUGACACACUACAAUCCUUCUGGUUUAUGGCAGGUUCCCCUUCACUUCCUGUAGCCGUGUCAAUCAACAGACCUAAGGUGGGGGUGGAGGAGUUCUCAGAUGCAGAGCUGUUGUGCCUCUUCCACACAGACAGAGACCCGAACCCGCGCAUCGAGUGGAGGAAGAAGACAAAAGAUGUCUCCUUCGUCUACUUUGAAGGAAGCUUCAGAGGUCCCUUCGAAGGCCGAGCAACCAUGGUCGGGACGACGGUGACCCAGCAGAGAGUGACCCUGCACAGAGUGACCCUGCACAGAGUGACCCUGCACAGAGUGACCCAGGAGGACAACGGAGAGCACCGCUGCGAGAUCAGCGCUCCGGACACGGUCAGCCUGGGCGAGACCAAUGUGACCCUCAACGUCUUGGUCCCCCCACAAACUCCCGCAUGCGAAGUCCCUGCCUCGGUGGUGACGGCCUCGGUGGUGACGGGCUCGGCGGUCCGGCUGCGCUGUCGGGACCAGCAGAGCGUCCCGCCCGCCGUGUACUCCUGGUUCAAGGACAAGUCAAUCAGCAAGCCUCGUCACGCCAACGCGACCCAUCUAAUCAACUCCCACAUGCAGAUGAGGGGAGAAACAGAAGGCGGCUCGAGCGUUUAUGACCGUCUACUUUAAAGCCAAAUCUUACUAAACUGAGGUUAAACACAGUUUAUAAUAUGCAGGAUUUUAAAUGUUUUCAAAUUCAGACCAUCUAUAUAGAACCUCUUUUUGCUUCAACAUCUCAAACUGAGUCCAAGUUCAUUUGUAUAACACACAGGAGACAGCUGGAAGUGCUUUACGUCAUUAAAACCAGGCGAAGCAGAUGAGUUUUCACUCAGGGUUUCAUCUUCUGACAGUUUGUUCCAGGUUAGCAGUGAGUAGAAGCUGAAUGCUGCUUAUCAGCAUG
Poeciliopsis prolifica (blackstripe livebearer) is the source of this 955-nucleotide messenger RNA. Its product is annotated as junctional adhesion molecule 2A-like. Lineage: Eukaryota; Metazoa; Chordata; Actinopteri; Cyprinodontiformes; Poeciliidae. Gene Ontology annotation, biological process: leukocyte tethering or rolling. The record is from RefSeq and is a predicted model, not a curated record. Gene Ontology annotation, cellular component: cell surface; tight junction; protein complex involved in cell adhesion.